This is a messenger RNA of Camelina sativa (false flax), 1134 nucleotides long. RefSeq names its product probably inactive receptor-like protein kinase At2g46850. Gene Ontology annotation, molecular function: ATP binding; protein tyrosine kinase activity. The record is from RefSeq and is a predicted model, not a curated record. Gene Ontology annotation, biological process: protein phosphorylation. Lineage: Eukaryota; Viridiplantae; Streptophyta; Magnoliopsida; Brassicales; Brassicaceae.
UGUUCUUGCCCAAAACCUGAAAUGCCUCCUCUGUUUCUUCCUUCUUCUUCUUCUUCCUCUGCUCUGUUUCUACUUCUUCUCCUCCUCUUAACUCUCCAAACCCUAACCUCAAUCUCUCUCUCUCAGCCGGACACUCUCCGUUCACCGGAAAAGUGCGGAGACUUCUCAGUCUCCUUCCCUUUCCACCUCUUAUCCUCCUCCUCGUCCGUCGCUUUUCGACUCUCCUGCACAAACUCCUCCACUCUAUAUCUUCAUAUAAACCACCAAAGUUACCGGAUCAUCGAGUUCUUCGCAGACGGUCUCCUCGUAGACUUCCCUUCAUCUCCUUCUUGUCGCCAAUUCAACGACUUACGAUCUUUCCCUUUCUCCGCAAACCAGUUCUUCUCCAUCUCUUUAGAAAACGUGAUCGGUCUUUACGACUGUGAAGAUUCUUCUCUCUGUAAAGCCGGCUGCGAAACCAACGAUCUCAUUGGUUGUGACGGAAGAGAAGAAGACGAAACCUCCGGUGGAGAUAUCGGUUGUUGCUACCCUCUGUCUGAUCACAGCGCGUGGAGUGCAGGUGAUGAUUUCUCUGUUUUUAGUAGAUAUGGAUGCAGAGGAUUCUCUUCGUGGGUUGUUCCAAGAGGGACCAAUAGAGGUAAACGAGGAGUUAAAUUAGAGUGGGGGAUUCCGAGAAACUCUUCGGAAGCUAUUUGCGAUCGUGAGGCUCGAACAGUUAACGCUACGGCUAUUGAAGGAAGUGUUCGAUGUGUGUGCCGUGAUGGCUUCGUUGGCGAUGGCUUCGUCCAUGGAACCGGUUGCUUAAAAUCUUGUUACAAAGACGGUAAGGAAUUAUAUGGAGACAAAUGUGAGAUCAAGAAACACAAGGGGAAGAAACUCACCGUUUUAGCCGGAGUUUUAGCUCCUCUGUUCAUACUGGGAUCACUGUUAGCUCUCUUCUGCCUUCUUAAACGUCCUGUAACAACUCAUACAGAUCAACAGUUCGAUAUCUCUACAGCAACUACUACUACUAGUGUUUCGUUUCGCAAAGGUUACAACAAGACUCGUCUCUUCACAUACCGUGAGCUAGAAGAAGCCACCAAAGGGUUUCAAGAUUCACAUAAACUCACACAAGGCAAAACCGGAACUAUCUAC